CACUUUAUUAUUCACCGUGAAUGUAAAGGAACAGCUUCCGGAACAGUUUACAUUGUUUACUAUUAAAGUAAAGAGCCGCAAAGUCAAUCCACAACAGUCAGUGCCGGCACUUUGGGAAACGAACUGAGUAGUCAAGCGGAUUGGAGUCUGGAAAGUGGACUGGAGGCAGUGGAUGAGUGGAGUCACUUCUUAGAGCUUAGGAGCCUCAGGCUUCCACAGAUUUCUCCAUGCAAUAACACAUUGGAAACCUAUAGCCUGAACAAGAAAUUCCUCAUGUGUAUCAUUUUCUUUAAGUUUGAUCCCCGACCUGUAUCCAAGAGUGCAUACAGGCUUAUUCUGGCAGCCAAUCGAGAUGAAUUUUAUCAUCGACCUGCAAAACCAGCUGAUUUCUGGGGAAACAAUAAUGAAAUCCUUAGCGGUUUGGACAUGGAGUCAGGUAAAGAAGGAGGCACUUGGCUUGGGAUCAGUAAAAGGGGAAAGUUUGCAGCUUUGACAAACUACCUGCAGCCCAAAAUUGACAUUCAUGCCAAGGGCAGAGGUGCCCUGGUGGCCAACUUCUUAACAUCAGAUCUUGACAGCUUUUCAUACCUUAAGAACAUUUCUGCAGAGAGUCACCUUUAUAAUGCCUUUAACUUGGUUGCAGCAGAUUUUAACAACACGAAGGAGGAUGUUAUUUAUUAUUAUGGAUCGAAAGGAGAGCGAGAUCCUGUCCUCUUGAAGCCUGGUGUAUAUGGUCUGAGCUGCAGUCUGCUUGAUACACCAUGGAAAAAGCUCCAGCAUGGGAAGAAUCUUUUUGCUGACAUCAUCAAAAAGAGCCACGACAUUGCCAAAGAGGACCUAGUACAGGAGCUCAUUAAAGUGAUGAAUAAUGAAGAGCCCCAAUUACCAGAUCCUGCUAUAGAAGACCAAGGAAAGGAGUUUGUUCGACCUAUCCUAAGCAGCUACUCAGCAGUUUGUGUACGCUGCCCUGGAUAUGGGACAAGGACAAACACAAUAGUUCUGAUUGAUGGAGAAGGACAUGUGACAUUUACAGAACGUACAAUGCAAAACUGCGACAUCACUCAGUGGAAAACCAGCACUUAUCAGUUCAAACUUCAGGAUUAGCAAAAAGGAGGGUCCUCCGUUACCUAAGGGAAAAUGCACAUACACAAUGCAAUGAACUCCAAAAAAUGUUUGAAGCCUAAACACCUAGGGUUAAGGCAGACAGAAUUACUGAUGGAUUUAAUCAACCAGCACAAAGAACCAAAACAAAAUUGUUUUUAAUAUCAGCUAAAACUGCAAUGAAAAUAAUCUGCCAACAGAAUUUUUAAUUUGUAUUCCUGUGCUAUGGAUUUUAUUGCAUUUUCUUCUAGUAGAGAACCAAUUUGUUUAAUUAGUUUGGCAGAUUACUUCUAGGAAUUGUGACUCCCUAUAUUUUUUGGACGAUUUAGUGUAAUGUCUCUACUCCUGGAAUGUGCACUUCCAGUGUGUAUUUGAUUAAUAUCUUGUUUUUAAAGCAACAUUAUAGUGCAAACAUUACAUGCUCAAAUGUGUUAGAGCAUGUAAUUUUAGCACUAGUGAUCCUGCAAUACUAUUUAUUUAACUGCCAGGAGUGGUUAAACACAUAGUCAAAUUAGAGCAUGUAAUUUUGCUCUAUAAUGUCCAUUUAAGGGCAAAUUACCAUAUAAGGCUCAAUGUUAAAGGGUAACAUUUUAAGAAACUUCUCCCACACUUCUUAGAUGACAUUCAUGCUUGUAUUUUAAAACCUUACACUAUAAAGUUCCUUCCACUUUCCCAAGCAGUAUAUCCCUGCUUCUCCUUCUUUCUUCAUUAGUUUUUCCCCUAAACCUUCCUUUAUCUCCACUUUCUUGCACCACUAACAGAAAUAAUUACAUGCAUUUGGACAUCAUUUGUAAUUACUGCAGCUGUCCAAUAGAGGGUACACAUAUGCUUGAUAAUAUGCAAGGAAAAUGAAACCCGUUUUCAAUCAAAUAUGCCUCAUAUUAAACUGAAUAGAACAAAAGAUUUUUUGUGCUGAACAUAACAAAACACAGCUAACAAAGAUAACCAAUUUAUAGCUCAAUGUGUGUAUAAUAGAGAAGCACAAAUUAGCACAUUACUAAGAAGUUGAUUUCCUAUAAAAUUGCUAUUACAUUAUAUACCCCAACUGAAGCACCACAUAAUACCUGGCCCAUGUAGUACAUGUAUUUUGCAUAUAUUGACGCAGGUUACAGCACAAUUAUUCAGGGGUUUGCUAGUCCUUGUGUUUAGCCAUUUUGUAUGCUUUUUGAAAAGGCAUUCAGCACUGUAAAGAGAUAACAGAGGAAAUAUAUACACAGCUCUUUUUGAGGAAAAUUGUGGCUUUUACAUAUUUAAAUCUGAUCUGCAUUUGUUUCCUAUUUGUAUAGAAAGCUUCACAUGUGUGUACAACUGUCAUUCUCUCAUUCAGUAUUAUUGUGACACAUUGUGUAACCAAUGUAGUUUAUUAAUGAUGUUGUUAAUGUACAGAAAAUAAUGAACCCUCAUAUAUGUCAUGUAAGCCUCAAUACCUAACAAGGACAUUCUCAAGUUCACAGCAGAACAUUGCUAUGAAUUCUCUGUGGAUUUAUUUUCCUAUAACAGACAUGAACAUUCUGUGGGGUCAAUUUAUCAAGAUCUGUACUGAGCUUGAUGCCCCGUGUUUCUGACGAGCCUGAAACAGAAGUUAUGAAGCAGCGGUGCUCCAUAACCUGUCCGCCUGCUCUGUGGCGGCGGACAGAAAUCAACCCAAUCGAAUACAAUUGGGUUGAUUGACACCCCCUGCUAGUGGCCGUGAAUCUGCAGGGGGCGGCAUUGCACCAGCAGUUCACAAGAACUGCUGGUGCAAUGAUCGAUGUGCAGCGGACAUGAUACGCUACAUUGUAUAAUGUCCACUCGCACAUUAAUAAAUUGACCCCUGUGUGUUUGCUCAUUCACUAAUUGCUGCUGCAAUGUGUAAGGUGUGUGUGUGUGUGACAAGACACUGCUCUCUGCUUUAGGUUCGUUCUGAAUUGUAUCCCGCAUAGCAUAAUCUCACAAAGAUGCGGCCCGUUAUCAGUCGAGAACAAAAAGAAUCAAUUGCCUCAGUCACUGAUUUUAUUAUUUAAUAAUAUAUUUAAAAUGUUUUAUAUAAACUAUGAAAUAAAACUGCAAACACUGUUGAAUUAUAUCGCUGAUCAAGGUUUAAUAAUCAAGCUUGAUGUGGAAUUCAAAUGCAAAUAAGACUUUUUAUGGAACUGUACUCAGCUAUUUUGUUGUUGUUGUUUGUCUUAAGACAGACAUCUCAAAGUUUUCUUAUUUUAUUGAACAGGUAAGAGGUUAUUUCCAUAGCAAAUACAGUGACGCAGGACCAGAACUAGAAAGCACAAGCAUUACUUUCAGACAGUGUUGUUAGGUCCAGAAAUUUAACGCGAUCGCUCAGAAUUAUGCAGAAGAUGGAAACAUUUGUAGAACAAUGUUUAUCAACUCCAUUACUGUACUUUAAAGGGACAUUAAACACUUAGAUUUUGACUGUUUAGUUAUGUGUAAUAAAACAUCUUUGCAAUAUA
This is a messenger RNA of Bombina bombina (fire-bellied toad), 3545 nucleotides long. It is a transcript of the gene TANGO2, whose product is annotated as transport and golgi organization 2 homolog. Gene Ontology annotation, cellular component: Golgi apparatus. Gene Ontology annotation, biological process: protein secretion; Golgi organization. The transcript has 10 exons. Bases 274 to 1104 code for a protein of 276 amino acids. Lineage: Eukaryota; Metazoa; Chordata; Amphibia; Anura; Bombinatoridae. The record is from RefSeq and is a predicted model, not a curated record.